AUGAUGUUUGAUAAAUUUCAUCACCAAAGCGGUAGUAAUCCUACCUCUCCGCCUUCGGGAUACUCAAAUCAAGACUCAUUAUCUUCUACGUCAUCGUCGUCAUCGUUUGCUCCUCGAGUCUUCAAUGUCAAUAAUAACGACAUUGUUCAUGCACGUCUAGUCAUCCUCGAUGGUACUGCCGGUCCCCAGCAGGGUGGUGCUAAUUCAUCGGUUGUUGUUUACCAUCACGUCAACUCGUUUCCUUCACAGCGGUUUCAAGUAACAGAUGGAUAUUUUAAGGCGUUUGUGCAUUUAAAUCCAGGCGUCAAUAAUCUUCGCAUCGUUUGGAGCAAUGGUGAUGAUGAUGAACAGUCGCCUAGUUCGCAGCUGACUCUAAACUACGUGCCUCUUUUGCAAAACCCUCCCUUGCAUUAUGCCUUGAUUGUGGCUAAAGACAGCCCCUUUCUUUUUGACUCACCCACUUAUAAAAAAGAGCAAGAAGGAGGUAAUGGGCUUGACCUGGCUAUCAAAAAGGUCCGUCUGGCUAGUUAUAUGAUGGCUGCGUAUACUGGUGAGCAAAUGCGCCGAGCUGGGUUUGGUCAUCGUACAUUUAGACCUCACGAAGAGUACGAUAAAGACACACUUUCUGACCGAGACCGAAGUCUGCGAUCAACAACCAAAGUGCAUGUCAUUCAAAGUAACUUGACAGUUGAUGAGAUUCGCGACCCGAAUCGUGCCCAGCAGAAUUCCCAAGGUACAGACAGGGGAGCGCUUUUUGGAAUUGCAUUGGAUGCUAUCCGCAACUCUGGGAAUGACUUGUUUGCUGACAAGGGCGAAAAUGUGAUGGUUGCUGCCAUCAUUUUGGAUGGCCAUUGGGACGUGCAGCGAAAGCUUAUUGUGGGGCAUGCGGCUUUGGGUGGUAGUUCAGGCCACAUCCGCUUGGGAAUUUUUGGGUCGCAUGCAUUGUGGUCAUUCCCAACGAGCAUUGAGCAAAUCACCCCGUGCUAUUUGGAUGAAACACGCGUGGACACAAACCAAAUUGCUAAAGAUUGUAGUGGUGAAGGCACUGCGUGGGAAGUUUACAAUGUCGGGUUUGGUGCGUGGCUGCACGAAAUUGGGCACUUGCUUGGAUGUCCACACCAGCCUUAUGGAAUUAUGUUGCGCGACUGGUACAUUAAUCGAUCAUUUAUGUCACGCGAAGGAUAUGCAUCUGGUCCAAAGACUAAUGGUAAGCGACCUAUUCGUGCCAAGGAUGAGAGUGUGUGGCAUCCUUUAGAUUUGCUUCGGUUUAGAUUCCAUCCGGCGUUUAGAUCACCCUUUGAGAACCGGGUGGAGGGCUCUAAGAUUGGAUUUUUCCCAUUGGAGAAUGGCGUUUUGGUGCGCACCAUGACGGGUAUUUACCUUGUGGAAAUUUACGUUGAUGACAAACUUCAAGGUUGGCUUAAAUUUUUGAGUCCUCAGCAGGAAACGUUUUUGUUUGAAGAUGACCUGCUGGGCCAAGUUCAAGACCUCGGGGCCCGUGAUCCUAAUAAAAAGCUCACCAUUAACGUGCUUGGUCUUGGAGAGUCACAAGAGACUGUGCAGGAUUUCCGAGAGCUUGCUCGUAGUGAUCAGAUCCACGACACUUUUUUCCGCAACCGCGGAGUGGUUACUGGGUUCCGGUCGCUGCCCAUUGGUAGUGCCAGUGGUCAGUUACAAACCGCUAUUUUCCCGCCCGACAUUCGCGGUGUUAAUGUGCGCUGCGGUGCUUGGAUUGAUGCAAUUGAGUUUAUUCCUUGCAAUGAUAAUGGCGACCCUGCCAAUGGUCCUCAGCGGCCUCGCGUUGGUGGAACUGGAGGCGGAGCAAACCAGUUUUUGUUCCAAGAAGGUGAAUAUCUCGUGGGCUUUUUCAUUCGUGCCGGAGCAUGGCUUGACGCGGUGCAAAUCAUUACCAAUAUCCGACGCAGUCCGAUCUAUGGAAACUCUCAGGGCGGUGGGCCAUUUGAGCUGUAUCCUCCACCUGGAUAUGAGCUUGUUGGCAUCAAGGCCCAUGUUGAAAGCUGGCUCAAGUCAUUUUCCGUGGUUUAUAUUUCGAAAGAUUAG
Messenger RNA from Magnusiomyces paraingens, 2061 nucleotides. RefSeq lists its product as uncharacterized. The transcript has a single exon. Gene Ontology annotation, cellular component: cytoplasm. Lineage: Eukaryota; Fungi; Ascomycota; Dipodascomycetes; Dipodascales; Dipodascaceae. Bases 1 to 2061 code for a protein of 686 amino acids. The record is from RefSeq and is a predicted model, not a curated record.